Messenger RNA from Lactuca sativa (garden lettuce), 2146 nucleotides. The record is from RefSeq and is a predicted model, not a curated record. NCBI's taxonomy places the organism in Eukaryota, Viridiplantae, Streptophyta, Magnoliopsida, Asterales, Asteraceae.
AUGGCUAUUGCUCAACCUUGUUUUAGUUAUGAUGUUUUUUUAAGUUUUCGAGGCGAAGACACUCGCCACGGUUUCACAGAUCAUCUCUAUACAGCCUUGAAGCAAGCAGGGAUCCGCACUUUCUGGGACAAUGAUUCAAUGGAGAGAGGAAAAAUGUUGAAGCCAGAACCGAGGAAAGCCAUCCACGAGUCUGCAAUUUCACUCAUUGUUUUCUCAGAAAGCUAUGCAUCCUCCAAAUGGUGUCUCGAUGAGGUUAUGAUAAUUAUUGAAGAACACGAGACUUCAUCCUGUAAACAUCAAUUUGUACCUGUGUUCUACAAAGUGGAACCAUCUGAUGUUCGAAAUCAAACAGGAUGCUUUAAAGACGCAUUUGAUGUGUAUGAUAAUGAAGUCAACGUAGAAUCAAACCUUCGAAAGAAGAAAAAAUUGUUAGAGAAAGUGAGGGCAUGGAGAGAUUCUCUUAACAAAGCUGCAACCUUUACAGGAUUGGUAUAUAAAGAUGGGUACGAGUCCAAAUUCAUAAUCAAUAUUCUAAAUGUUGUAACAAAGGAAGUGGACAACAAGGCCCUACACAUUGAGGAGAAACUAGUGGGAAUAAAGGACCAUCUUGCUGAGAUCCAAUCAUGGUUAGAAGAUCGGUCACCCGAUGCAGUAGUCCUUCUCAUUGAUGGGAUGGGAGGCAUUAGGAAAUCAACCAUAGCCAAAUGCAUAUUUAACUUAAACUCACGUAACUAUGAUGCCAGUUGCUUUCUGGCAGAUAUUAAUAAGGAGACGUCGAAUAAAAAUAGUUCACUCAAUCGCUUCCAGAGUCAGCUUCUUUCCACUAUUUUAAGGAGUGAAAAAGAAGAAACUAUAUGGAAUGUUGAUGAAGGAACCAAUAAGGUGACACAUGCCAUAUCCAACAAAAAGGUACUUCUUAUCCUUGAUGAUGUUGCAACAAUGGAACAGUUAGAUGCGUUACUAGGACCGAAAAGGUUUUAUCCUGGAAGUAAUGUGAUCAUAACAACUAGGCACACAUGGUUGUUGACUGCUUUCAAAGAUCAUGGUAAGAUCCACUCCCUUGGAACAUUAUCCAUGGGUGACGCUACUGAGCUCCUUAGUUUGCAUGCCUUUGGUCAACACUAUCAACCCGUUGAACCCUCUAUUGUCCACUUAGAAUUAGUUGUUCAGCGCUGCAAGGGCCUUCCUUUGGCUCUUAAAGUAUUGGGAUCUUCCCUACGUGAAAAGACAAAUGAUGAAUGGGAAGAUGCAAUUCACAAACUGGCAGCAAGUACUCCUCAUCGUGAGAUUCAGGAAGUUCUGCAAAUAAGCUAUGAAUCUUUGGCAGAUGACAAGGAUAAAGGUUUAUUCUUGCAUAUUGCUUUCUUCCUCGAGGGUGAGGAAAGAGACUACAUUGUGAAAUUAUUGACUGAAUGUAAUCUACACCCUGUUGUUGGGAUCAAGAAUCUAAUGGAUAGAUGUCUGGUUUAUGUUGAAGAUGGGAGAGUGAUGAUGCAUCAAUUAAUCAAGGAGAUGGGACGAGAAGUUGUUCGCCAGGAAUCAGAAAAGGAACCUGGGAAAAGAAGUAGAUUGUGGGACCAUCAGGACUGUAUUAAUGUGUUGCAAGACCAUACCGUAUGCUUACACACCCCUUUUGUAUAUUACUAUUACUUCAGUAAUAGUAAUCAUGCAUGUUGAGCCAUAGUUUACCUUUUUGAAUUUCUUAACUAGGGUACAGAAACUGUGGAAGGACUCACGCUUGAUAUACAAAAGAUCUUGGAAGCCCAAUCAAGAGAUAAUGAUGAUGCAUAUUUCCAAAUUAGUGCCCUGGAGAAGAUGAAGAGUCUAAUUCUACUUCAACUUAAAAAUGUAGGAUUUUCUGGGAAAUACAAGAAGUUUCCCAGAAAGUUACGAUUGUUGAGUUGGCAUGGAUUUUCUUUAAAAGCCCUACCAGGUGACAUUUCAUUGGAGAAGUUGGUGAUACUUGACAUGAGCUACAGCAAAUUAACACGUGUUUGGGAUGACUUCAUGUACAUUGGAUCUUUAAAAAUCCUUAAUCUUAGCUAUUCAUUUGACCUAAUUGAAACCCCGAAUUUUGGCGGACUCCCUAGUCUGGAGAGCUUGAUCCUGAGACUAGACAUUGUUGGAGUUUAAUCAAGGUUGGUGA